This is a messenger RNA of Phaeodactylum tricornutum CCAP 1055/1, 3340 nucleotides long. RefSeq lists its product with no specific name. The record is from RefSeq and is a predicted model, not a curated record. The transcript is spliced from 4 exons. Lineage: Eukaryota; Bacillariophyta; Bacillariophyceae; Surirellales; Neidiaceae. Gene Ontology annotation, biological process: valyl-tRNA aminoacylation. Gene Ontology annotation, cellular component: cytosol. Gene Ontology annotation, molecular function: ATP binding; valine-tRNA ligase activity; aminoacyl-tRNA deacylase activity. Bases 140 to 3340 code for a protein of 1066 amino acids.
CGAACUACGAGAAGGGUAUACGACGCCGCGUCUCUACCUUUUACUCUACAGGAGCCAAUCCUACCGCUCUCCGCUCUCCUAGUACUCUCAUUGUACGGCACCAAUCGUUUCGGCAUCGCGAGUAGUUCACUGUCGAAUCAUGUCGGAAGAACCACCGGUGGGGGUCAAUCCGAAUGCGGAAGAUGAAACUCCCGCUCCAGAAGGGGAGAAGAAGCUAUCGAAGAAUCAACUGAAAAAGCUCGCCAAGGGAAAGGACAAGAAAAAGAAAGACAAGCCUCAAUGGAACGCGCCGAGUAAGGAAAAAGUCAAAGCUCCGGUCGCUACGACUUCCUUCGUCAACACGACCCCAAAAGGGGAAAAGAAAGAUCUUUCGGCUCCCAUGGACGCCGCAUAUCAUCCGUCAGCAGUCGAAGCCGCUUGGCAAGACUGGUGGGAAAAGUGUGGUUACUACAGCUGCGAUCCGAAAGAUGCGGUCGAUCGCCCCGUAGAUGAAAAGUUCGUCAUGGUGAUUCCACCACCGAAUGUGACUGGAUCGCUGCAUCUCGGACACGCCCUGACGGCGGCCGUCGAAGAUACCCUGACGAGGUGGCACCGGAUGAAAGGACACGCCACUCUGUAUGUUCCCGGUACGGAUCAUGCAGGAAUUGCCACGCAAUCGGUGGUCGAAAAAAUGCUCAUGAAGAGCGAAGGAAAAAGCCGGCACGAUUUGGGGAGGGAAGAAUUUGUGAAAAAGGUGUGGGAAUGGAAGAAGGACUAUGGAAGUAAGAUCACCAAUCAAUUGCGAUCAUUGGGCAGCAGUGUCGAUUGGUCGCGUGAACGGUUUACGAUGGAUGAAAUGUUGAGUAAAGCUGUCGUCGAAGCCUUUAAUCGAUUUCACGAAAAGGGACUCUUGUACCGUGCGGAUCGUCUAGGAAACUGGUCGUGUGCAUUAAAGUCCGCCAUUUCCGAUAUCGAAGUCGACUUUAUUGAACUCGAAGGCCGUACCUUUUUGGACGUCAAAACACAUAAGGGCAAUCCCAACGACCCCAAUGGUCGGUACGAAUUUGGGACCUUGACUUCGUUCGCCUAUCCGAUUGAAGACUCAGAGGAACAGAUUGUUGUUGCCACUACCCGACUGGAAACCAUGUUGGGAGACACUGCUGUUGCCGUUCACCCGGACGAUCCUCGAUACACCCACUUGCACGGGAAGCAUCUAAUCCAUCCCUUCAACGGACGCCGAAUUCCUAUUGUUUGCGAUAAAGAACUGGUCGACAUGUCCUUUGGUACCGGAGCAGUCAAAAUUACUCCCGCCCAUGAUCCAAACGACUACGAGUGCGGUAAACGUCACGAGCUGGAGUUCAUCACAAUGUUGACUGCGGAUGGUUCAAUCAACGAAAAUGGUGCCCCUUUCACCGGCAUGAUGCGGUACGACGCUCGCAUUGCGGUAGAAGAUGCGCUUAAAGAAAAGGGAUUAUUCAAAGGCAAAGAACCCAACAAGAUGCGAUUGGGUCUAUGUUCGCGCUCGGGUGAUAUUUUGGAACCCAUGAUUACUCCGCAGUGGUAUGUUAACUGCGACGGUAUGGCUAAGCGGGCUACCGAUGCGGUACGCAAUAAAGAGUUAACAAUUCUUCCAGAGGAGCAAGAGAAGACGUGGUUUCAUUGGUUGGAUAACAUCAAGGACUGGUGCGUCAGUCGACAACUCUGGUGGGGUCACCAGAUACCGGCAUGGUUCGCCACCAAGAAGGGAGAAAGUUUAGAAAAGAAUGAUAUGGCCAACAACGACCGGUGGGUUGUUGCUCGGUCCGCUGAGGAAGCUCUCGAGAAGGCCGCUAAAUUACUUGGCUGUCCCGCUGGCGACAUCUCAAUUGAGCGGGAUGAAGACGUUCUUGAUACGUGGUUUUCCUCUGGACUGUUUCCUUUUUCUGUCAUGGGAUGGCCCGAUGACACUUCUGAUUUGAAGGCGUUUUAUCCUACGUCUCUACUCGAGACUGGUCUCGAUAUUCUCUUCUUUUGGGUGGCUCGUAUGGUUAUGAUGGGUUUGGAACUAACCGACACACUACCAUUCCACACCGUCUUCCUUCAUGCCAUGGUGCGGGACAAGGAAGGAAAGAAAAUGUCAAAAUCUCUUGGAAAUGUGAUCGAUCCUCUGGAGGUCAUCAACGGGUGCUCAUUGGCCUCUCUGCAAGAGCGUCUGGAAGGAGGCAACCUUCCGGCGAAGGAAGUGGAACGAUCGAAGAAGAAUAACGAGCUCGAGUUUCCUGACGGUAUUCCAGAAUGCGGAUCGGAUGCACUUCGGUUCGGCCUUAUGGCCUAUAUGGUCCAGGGACGUGAUAUCAAUCUUGACGUCAAACGUGUUGUUGGGUUCCGGCUGUUUUGCAACAAACUUUGGAACGCCACACGUUUUGCACUUCAAUUUGUUGCGGACUUUACGCCUACUCCGACUCUGUUGGACGACCUAAUGGCUAGCGGCAAAAUGGCGACGCGAGACAAAUUUAUGAUAUCUCGAUUGAUGAAAGCGGUGGAAGCCGUCAACGAUUUCUUCUCGAGCUACCGGUUUGGCGAUGCACAACAAGCGGCCUAUGCUUUGUGGAUUGAAGAUCUUUGCAACACAUACCUGGAACUGAUCAAACCCGUCGUAUACGACAUGAGUGUCAACAACAUAGACAAUCGGUGGGCAGCACAAGCAACGCUUUGGAUCGCAAUGGAAACAGGCCUUCGGUUACUGCAUCCAAUGAUGCCAUUUGUUUCUGAGGAGCUUUGGCAGCGACUUCCUGGACGUGGGACGCUAGGCAAAACGGAACCUGAAACUAUCAUGCUCGCCCCGUACCCCGAAACUCACAACUCUUACAAAAAUGAGGCCGUGGAGCAAUCUAUGAUGAACACAAUGGCUGUGGUUAAUGCCUGCAGAUCACUUCGUCAGUCGUACAACAUUGCCAACAAGGUACAGACACAUUUCUUUGUGAACGUAUCUGGACUCGCGCUACAUGCCGUUCUCGACCAACUGGAUGACAUCAAGACACUUGGAAAAGCUUCUGCCAUUGAUAUUAAUCUUUCCCCAGCAGACACACCAGAAACUGUCGGAACUGCCAUUGUCAAUGAUCAGCUGACUGUUCUGAUUGACUUACAGGGACUGGUUGACUACAAAGUUGAGAUUGGGCGUCUGCAAAAGAAUCUAAGGUCUACUCUACCAACAAUUUCGACUCUCGAAAUGAAAAUGGCUACUGAUGGUUAUACAGAAAACGUUCCAAACGAUCUUCAAAAAGCGAAUCUAGAGAAACUUGAUUCGCUUUUGAAAAAGAAGUGUGAUCUCGAAGAGGCUAUUGCAAACUUUGAACGUCUGGCCUUAUUGGAUAAGAAUUAA